This is a messenger RNA of Botrytis byssoidea, 411 nucleotides long. RefSeq lists its product as uncharacterized. Bases 1 to 411 code for a protein of 136 amino acids. The transcript has a single exon. NCBI's taxonomy places the organism in Eukaryota, Fungi, Ascomycota, Leotiomycetes, Helotiales, Sclerotiniaceae. The record is from RefSeq and is a predicted model, not a curated record.
AUGCACCCUGCAAUUUUCGAGGAUCCUAAACAGAAACAGAAAGUAGAUAAAACCCAUUAUCGAAACCAACAUCUUACCCUCGCUUCACCAGAUCUACCCCAUCUGCCGAUCCUCCAACCGGCUCGAAAUUCUCCGCCCAAGUCCACAUCUCCAUCUAUGUGUCCACCUGUCAACUUUGCUCUACUAGGAUCCAGAGUCUCCCUUUAUACUUAUCCUCAUCUCAAUGCCCACCCAUCAUCGCCACCAAAGAAAUACUCAGUGUGUAUUAUCUUUGUGCCAGCCAAGAAAACCCCGUUGUUUCAAACUCUCGACCCUGGCUUGGCGAUCAUUUGGGAAUCAUGCGUUUCCAAAAGAGGUUGGGCCAGUCAGGGCACUGACGCUCGGCAUGCGGGCACUGCCGAAGGGUAUUAG